Messenger RNA from Salvelinus sp. IW2-2015, 1311 nucleotides. RefSeq names its product PDZ and LIM domain protein 7-like. Gene Ontology annotation, biological process: heart development; actin cytoskeleton organization; muscle structure development. The record is from RefSeq and is a predicted model, not a curated record. NCBI's taxonomy places the organism in Eukaryota, Metazoa, Chordata, Actinopteri, Salmoniformes, Salmonidae. Gene Ontology annotation, cellular component: filamentous actin; stress fiber; adherens junction. Gene Ontology annotation, molecular function: muscle alpha-actinin binding; actin binding.
UUUCUCUCCGCAGAUGGAUGAGAAAGAUGAUCAAGCUUUGUAUGACCACCAGAUUUACCAACACGAGAAGCACGGUCUGCGGGUGGAUGGCAUCACCAUGUUCAUCCCCAACGACCGCAGCAAGAAGAGGCUGAUCGAGGACACUCAGGAUUGGCAGCCCCGCACAGGCACCACCCAGUCACGCUCCUUCCGUAUGCUGGCCCAGCUCACAGGCACAGACUACAGUGAAGAGGACGAGAAGCCAGCGGAGAGGGAUGAGAACGUUGACACGUGGGGUCCAGAGGGAGAGAAGGCCAGGAGAGAGAGAAGAGAACGUUUGACACGGGGGCCCAGGGAUAUGGGAACCGAAAGGGUCCAGAGAGGGGAGAGAACGUUUGACACGGGGACCCGAUGGGACAAAGAGAGAUCAGGAGAGGAGUGUGUGUGUGAGCAGCAGCAACUGUUCCUAAGGGAGUGUGUUUUUCUCCCCAGCAUCAAGGCCUCUCUGUCACCUGCUAAGGCUCAGACCCAGACAGCAGACAAACCUGAUGCCUCUAAGACUCCAGUCAAGGCUGGUCCUCUGGUACGUCCUCCGUGGGUGACCGACCCAGGGUUCGCUGACCGUUACGCCCCAGACAAGACCAGUACGGUUCUGACCCAGCACAGACAGCCGGCCCAGCCUACGCCCAUGCAGAACCGCUCCUCUAUCCUACAGGCAGCUCAGCAGGCACCCGAGGACAGCGGAAGGACCCCUCUGUGUGGAGCCUGCAACAAGAUCAUUAGGGGCCGGUACCUGGUGGCGCUGGGUAAGUCCUGGCACCCAGAAGAGUUCCAGUGUUCCCAGUGUAAGGUGUUGUUGGAUGAGGGAGGAUUCUUUGAGGAAAGAGGCUCAGUCUUCUGCUCCAAGUGUUAUGAUAACCGCUACGCUCCCAACUGUGCCAAAUGCAAGAAGAUUAUCAUAGGGGAUAUCAUGCAUGCUCUGAAGAUGACCUACCAUGUGCAGUGUUUCAUGUGUGCUGCCUGUAAGAGCCCCAUCAGGAACCAGGCCUUCUAUAUGGAGGAGGGAGAACCUUACUGUGAGAAAGGUGAGGCUGUUGAGGUUCGAACUUUUCAAAUCAAAACAGAGGGAAAACUGUUGUCAGUGGACUUUAAGAUCGGAUGCUGGGGAACCGCCUUCCUUAGAGCCAUUGGGAUACAGCUGCACGACACCUGCUUCGUCUGCGCUGUAAGUCACUCUCCUGAUUCACCUGGGACCUCUGUCUACCUCACCUCCAUGUACAUCCUUGGACCUGGUCCACCUACGUCCUUCUACCUGUCUCUCCUGGAACCUAG